This is a messenger RNA of Planococcus citri (citrus mealybug), 5734 nucleotides long. RefSeq names its product cyclin-T1-like. The transcript is spliced from 2 exons. Gene Ontology annotation, cellular component: cyclin/CDK positive transcription elongation factor complex; nucleus. NCBI's taxonomy places the organism in Eukaryota, Metazoa, Arthropoda, Insecta, Hemiptera, Pseudococcidae. The coding region runs from base 311 to 3034 and encodes 907 amino acids. Gene Ontology annotation, biological process: regulation of transcription by RNA polymerase II; positive regulation of DNA-templated transcription, elongation. Gene Ontology annotation, molecular function: cyclin-dependent protein serine/threonine kinase activator activity. The record is from RefSeq and is a predicted model, not a curated record.
UACGUCACUUCACCAUUUCAACGAUGGUUGGUCGAUGAGUUGAAAAUCGUGUUUUGCUCUUUCGUUUUGUUUUAGUUUAAAAGUUCAAAAUAAUUUAUUAAAUUAAUUACUUGUUCGAAUUGAAAUUAUUCUUAUUAAUCGAAGGUGUACAUUGUUUCCUACAUCAUCAGUGAUAAUGGACUACGCUGAGAAAAUUCUAAAGAAAUACGGAUGGCAAAAAGAAUAAAGAUGCGAAGAGGCGAUAAAUCCUUCGCAAGCAUUGUUACGGUCGCAUGAACGUGCCACCAGUGUCAUUGAUGCCGAAAUCAAAAUGUCUGACGAACGAUGGUACUUCACGAAAGAACAAUUGGAAAAUUCGCCCAGCAGAAGAUGCGGUAUAGACGCCGAGAAAGAGCUGAUGCAUCGACAACAGGCGGCGAAUUUUAUUCGCGAUGUGGGUAAACGUUUGUCGUUAACGCAGCUUUGUAUUAGUACAGCCAUCGUGUAUAUGCAUCGGUUUUACAUGUUUCAUUCGUUUACGCAUUUUCAUCGUAAUACGAUCGCGAUGGCGGCGCUGUUUUUAGCCGCCAAAGUGGAAGAGCAGCCGCGUAAACUCGAGUAUAUCAUAAAAAUGGCGCAGUGGUGUUUGCAAAAAGGUCAAACCAACACAGACUGCAACUCGGAAUCGUAUUUGGAGCAAGCGCAGGAAUUAGUGAUGAACGAAAAUAUACUUCUGCAGACGUUAGGCUUCGACAUGGCAGUCGAACAUCCGCAUACGUAUAUCGUUCAAUUCUGCGAGCUGGCCUCGCUCAGUAAAGAUAUCUCGCACGCUUCCUAUUUCUGGGCGUCGAAUAGCUUAUACUUGACGACGAUGUGUCUACAGUAUAGGCCCACGGUGGUGGCCUGUUUCUGUAUUCAUCUGGUUUGCCGUUGGUCCAAUUGCGAGAUACCGAAGAGUAAAGAAAACUUGUCGUGGUGGUCGUACAUCGACGAAAGCGUUACGCAAGAGUUACUCGAACAAAUGACCAACGAAUUUCUGGUUAUUUACGAUAAAUGUCCGUCCAGACUGAAGAAAAUAAUACAAAACUCGCAGAAGUCGUUAAGUAGCCAGAAUUCGUCUUUGGGUAGUUUAUCGUUCGACGGUGACCGUAAACCGAACGCUAACGGCGCUGGCCAUAGUAUGGCAUCAACGUCGUCCACGCAUCAUCCGAAGAUGCAGCUGACACCGCAGCAGCUGCUCCAACAGCAACCGCAACCGUCGUCGUCGUCGUCGUCCAUGGACGCUAAAAUCGACGCUAAAUUUAUACCGGGACCGAGUCGAGCGCAGAAAUCUUCCGCAUCUCUAUCCUCGUCCAACCAUCAUCAGAGCUUUCAUUCGCCGGCUGCGAAGCCCGGUGUUGCGACGUCGUCAUCGUCGGUCAAUGGCAGUAAUAGCAAUACAAUGUCAUCAUCUCAGCCUAACAGAAGUAAUUCAUCUUCGACUCACGUCUCGUCAUCGCAACAACGACAACAAUUACAACAACAACAACAGCAACAGCAGCAAAUGUCAUCGAGUUCCCAACACACUCCUCAUACUAAAGUGUUAUCCUCAGGCGCGAUUUAUAACGCGACUAAGUCUAAGAUCAAUCCAGCAGCCGGUACCGGCCAUUCGACCGGUCCUGCGGCUAAUACCGUUGCUCCAUCAACCAAAGAUACGAUCCGGCCAGAUCAACGUAAAAUGACCGACAUCAAGCAAGAACCUGCUUCGGUCAGCGUUAAACACGAAAGUAUUUUCCAACCGAUCAAACAAGAACCAGGCUACAACGCUACAGCCGCAGCUGUCGCGUCUAUUUCGAAUUACACCCAUCCAACCUCCAGUUCGGUCUCGGCGGCUGUGAAAAAUCCUCACAAUAAAAAAGAGAACAGUCUGCACCAAGAUGGUAGCCGGAUAACGACGAAUUCGCAUUCGGAUAUCAUAUCUAACGUGAUCAAAGAGGUAGCCAUGGCUAAGCAGAUCGAAAAACAACGUACGGUCGUUAAAAACGAACCGUCGUUGGAGAAAGACAGCGCAGCAAACGCGUCUGUCACAUCGUCCAGCAUCGAUGCCAUCGACAGUGUAAUAAACAGCGUCGUAGGUAGCGCUAAAUCGUCGAAAAAUCACUCGAUUUUUAGCCCAUCGCCGGUCGGGCACGAUAGUAUAGCACCGUCGCCUAUCGAAGAACGUACUAUACCCGCAGAAGUGCAUAUCAAGCAAGAACCAGCGACGACCACGACUCCGAGUAAAUCUACCAGUCGCCAAUAUCGUCCCGGUAUUCCGGACUCCGAGCUUAUACCCGUUAUGCAAAAAGUAGAAACGGUGGCCGGUUUCGAAGAUAUAUUCAAGAAGAACACGGUCGUCGUGCCUUCGUCGAGCUCGUCCGGCGCAAACGUACAUCAGCCAGUUAGUAAUCAUAAAAAGAACAACGGCGUUAGCGCCGCCAUACCAUCUUCUCUCAGUAACGUAAGCGUAAAGGAAGAACCGUGCGAGGUAAAAACCGAGCCCGGCGAACACUCCAAAUCUACCACUGCCAUUAGUCAACUACUACUUUCUAAUCAUAACGAAGAGCAGACUGCCGCUCGAGGCGAUAGAAUCGACGUGGCUGCUUCGGCCUCCGACGAAUGCUCGACAUCGCAUACGCAUAAAAAGAAGAAAAAACAUAAAGAAAAAGAUAAACGGCACGAUAAAGAAAAAAGGCAUAAAGAAAAGAAACGCCAUAAAGAAGACAAACAUCGACAUUGCAAAGAACACAGCAAAGAAAAAGAGCUCAAAGAGCCCGGACCUAUUAAAAUCACCAUACCUAAAGAGAAAUUAGUCGAUAUACCUAUGAAAUUAAAAAUUAAAAUUAAUAAAGAUCAAAUCAUACCGCCUUCGUCGACCGCCGAAGAAGGCACCAGUAACGAUUUCAAAUUGAAAAUUAGUAAAGAUAUGUUAAAAUCGCGUAAACGCGAACGUGAAUCCGAUCACGAUCAUUCGUCUAAAAAAUUCGCCCACAAUAACGCGAAUAAUUCGCAUAAUGGGUAUAAGGAUUACCUGUAGUAUAAUAGUAUUCUUACGGCUGGAAACCGUAUUUUUUUUAUGUACUUUUUUUACAUUUUUUAUAUUGUAAUACUUCGUUAUUUCUUUUCUCUAUGUAUUGUUUUUUGUUUAGUCUACGAAUAUGUUUUUUUUUCACCCUUAAUUUUUCGUUUGUUUUUUUUCUUAACUUUUUUUUUUCGUUUUCUCAAUUUACGAAUAACUCAAAAUAUCGUACGAAUCAGUUACCGAAAUAUUGUAUUUAUUAUUUAUAUAGUUUCAUUCUCAAGUUGAGCUAAAAUGUAUUCGAGUUGAAUUUAGUUAAUUAUUUAUCAUGUUGAUAAAAACCUUUUAGACUACGAAUAACAUUUAGAUUUUUGGUUUUCCCUGCUACAAUCGUCCGAGGGUAUUUAUGAUGAAUUUUUAGCAGAAAACUAUCCAUCAUCGCGAUAGGUUUUUUUAUAAAAAACCAUCGCUCAUACUGAGAUUCAACGAUAAUGCUGCUGCUGUUGUUGUUCUUGUUGUUGUCGUCGCUAGUAUGUAAGGACCCCUUCUGCGCUCAUGCUCGUUUAAUUUCCCAGUUUUUCUAAUUACUAUACUAUAAUCCAAAUUAUCGUAUUCGCGAGUAACUAUGUAUGAAAAUGGUUUUGUUCAUUUUUAUUAUAUUGAUUCUGAUUUUUUUUUCAUGUCUGAUUCCUUGAUACAUUGUGAUAAAACAAAUAAAUUAAGCGUUAUCGUAAUUUAUUUCAUACCUAUUUUUGGAGUAAUUUUUGUAAAAAAAAAAGAAUAAUUUUCUUACCAUUUUAUUUUAUUAUCCGUUUAAAAUGAAAGCAUGACUUCAUAAUUGUUCGUGGAAUUUGUUUCGUGAAUUAUAUACGUAGGUAUCUAUGUACUGUGUAUUCAUUAACGCCGAUGUAUUUUCGUAAUAGGUGAUGGAAUACGAAUUUAUGGCGUGUUUUUUAUUUCAUUUUCAACUUGAACGUGUAUUUUUUUUCGCGGAUUAAGCAAUUUUUUGUUUCGUUGUCGUUAUUGCGUUUUCUUGUAAAUUUUUACGAAAGUGUGAUUUUUCUCAGAAUGAUGAUCCUAUUCGUUGUUUAAAAAAAUUAGUGUUGAGUACGCGAUUUUUUUUUUUUAACUACUGGCUGGUCGAAAUAUUAUUUCAAAAAUUUGAAAAAAGUUUAAUAAGGGUUGCUUGUGUAUAUUGAUUUACUUUUUUUUGUUCUGUUCUUGAUUCAAUUAUUUAAAUUUUGGAUCCGGGUUGUCUUUUUUUUCUCGUUAUAUCGUUGUAAAUUACGAUCAGAUUUCUAGUCUCGUAUGUAUUAAAUGUAGAUUCGCCUAUUUUUAGUAUUGUCUUUAAUAUAAAAAUUACUCCAUAUUUGACACUUCAGUAACACAUUGUCAUCAAAUUCCGCGAGGUUUUUGUUAUGAUUUUCAGCUUCUUUUGAUAAGAAAAAUUACAAUCGCAAUUAAGCAUCAUUUUCCGAAGAAAAAAAAUUAAUUAAAAAUUAUCGCUUUUUAGUUCGAUUUAAUUUUUUUUUAAUUGGUGAAAAUUAGGUAAAUACACGUAAAUGGUUCGAAUAUUUUGUUAGGGUGAAAUUACAAAAUUCAGCGACUAUUUAAUGUGAAAUUUUAAAAAUGUGAUAUUGACGUAGUUGAUAAGUUAAUUAUAAGUUUUUUUUUAUGUAUAGAUUGAAUUUUUCUACAGGGUGGACAGAAAUAUCGGGUACCCCCAAGAAAGUUUUUCAUUAAAAAUAUAGGUUGGCAACGUGAAAUAGAUGCAUAUGAUUGGUGAAAUGUUAUCUCUCCAGUCUAACAACCAAUCAUGUGCUACCAUUAUUAUCAUUCACUGUGACCAACCGAAGUAUUUAGCAGAAAACUUUUUUAGGGGUACCCGAUAUUUCUGUCCACCCUGUAUAUGAAGUCGUGCUUUUUAUUUUUAUGUGUCAGCCCCUUUUUUUCUCUCUCUCUCUCUGUUUGCAUUGAACAGCGGUGUAAAUUUGAAAAGAAAUUACUCACUUUGAUAAUUUUUCACGAGCUCCUGGCAGCUUAUUUAUAUAUUUUACGCCACUGUUGAUGUACCUACCUACUAUUAGAAUGAUGAUUGUGUACCUACUGUGUAGUAAAAAUUUUAAAAAAAUGACGAGCGUGUAUUCUACAUACAUAUUUUCUGUACGAAACAAUUUGAGAGUAUUGUAAGCAUAUAACAGUGUCACUAAUUGUAUGUGUCGUUGUGUUAAUAGGUAAUAUCUUUUUACUGUAAAAAGGCCUAAUUUUUUUAUUCAUAAUUAUUAUAGGUUCAUGUAACUUAUUAAAUUGUAAUUAAAAAUUUGUUAUGUAUGAAAACGUGUUACGAAAAUUGAAAAAAAAAAUACUAAAACUAGAAAAAAAAAAUUGUACAAAAAUAUCGACAUGGGAUUCGAAAUUUUGUGAUCGUCGAAUGGUUUGAUUUUGAUUACCGUAUGUCUUUAUGAACCUAUGUUAUUGAUUAAGUAUUGUGUAGUUUAUGAAUAAAAGAAAUGGGACAAAAAAAAAUUUCGAUAAGAUGAAAAAAAAAUUAAGUAACUAUAUUUUUUCGAUUAUGAAAAGUAAUUUUAUUCGUAUUAAUAUUGUGUACUGUGUGUUUACAUUUACUUUACAUACCAAUUCAGUUAUUUUAUUUAGACGUCAUUUUGUUUAAAAUUAAUUUGUGACAUUGUUAUUGAAAAUAAAUUUGUUUCUGUGCAA